Molecule: messenger RNA, 2205 nt
Organism: Colletotrichum paranaense
Lineage: Eukaryota; Fungi; Ascomycota; Sordariomycetes; Glomerellales; Glomerellaceae
Product: fungal specific transcription factor domain-containing protein
Exons: 3
Coding region: 1-2205 (734 amino acids)
Biological process (GO): regulation of DNA-templated transcription; DNA-templated transcription
Cellular component (GO): nucleus
Molecular function (GO): DNA-binding transcription factor activity, RNA polymerase II-specific; DNA binding; zinc ion binding
Source: RefSeq, a predicted model, not a curated record
AUGUCGGCCAGCGUUGUGCGGUCUACCGCCCUCCGAGCUGGCGGCGCCUGCGUGCGCUGUCGCAAGGGCAAAACCAAGUGCGUCUACGAAAACGGCCGCGCUCCUUGCAAGAACUGUGCCAAGGGCAUGCACGAGUGCUAUCUGCCCUCCGAGUCCAUGGCCCAUCACCAUGGCCAGUCGCCUGCCCGUCAUACCGCCGCUCAUCGCCCUGCGCGUGAGAGUCUUCCUGCCUCGGUCCCGGCCGGCGAUGUGCGCGCCGCCAACCCGGCUUCUACCACGUCUCGUCACGUUCAGACUCCCGAGAAUCGCCGGGAUGGAUAUGUCUUUCCACGCCCCCCGAACGCCAACACGGGCGCAAAAAGAAACACGAAUGCUGACCUCAUCCCCGCCAGACUCACACCGGAGCUGAUCCAAGAAUGCGAACGCGUCAUUUCCAAGACGUACCCGGCCUGUGUUGCUUUCCACAAGCCUUCGUUCAUCCAGCAGCUCAAGAACGCCUCGCUGGACCCGGCCCUCAUCUACGCGCUGCUCACCUGCGCCGCUCGAAGCUCCCCCACCUUGAUUAGACGCUAUGGCGGGCAGUCCGGUGCGACUGGUGCUGCUGAGCACUUUGCAGCCAAGGCCAUGGGCAUCAUUAAUCAGAACCUCGACACUCCCAGCCUCGCUGAGAUUCAGGCCAUCUGCCUGAUCAUCAUCCACGAGUGGGGUUCCCGCAAUGCUGUUCGCGCCUACAUCUACCUGGGCCAGGCCAGUCGCAUGGUCCAGAUGUACCGCAUUCUCCACAGCCACCAUGCGGCCGUCAGUGAUGCCGAUAGGUUCCUUCAGGACGAGUCGUUCCGCCGUGUGCUGUGGCUGUUGUACAUCCUCGACUGCCUGCUGACCAGCACGCCCGGCCGUCAGCCGGCUUUGUCUGCCAACGACACGGCCGACGUCUCUCUGCCCUGCUCCGACAUGAACUUUGCCUUCGGCAAUGCUGUCUACGUUCAGACCAUCAACCUCAGCGAUCCCUCUCGGAUGCCUUCUGGCUCCCGUACCGACGAGGUUGGUGAGUUUGGCCAAAUUGUCAUGGCCACUCGCAUCUGGCGCGACGUUGUCCAAAUGUUGAUGACCACGACCACUGAGACCUUCAACGAUAAUGUCUGCACUGGUCUCAUGGGCGAAAUCGAGCGCCUCCGUGCUUCCCUGUCGAUGCAGUACGUCGACAAGCCGGGCCAGAUUAAUCUUCACAUCACCAUGGGCUCUGGCUUCACAUAUGCCAUGCUGCACUGCAUGCUCCAUUGCGCAUCCAUCUUCAUCAACCGCCGCCGCCUGCUGCAGUAUGUCACUGCACCUGGCUUCAACCUGGAGAGCUGGCGCCUGACCCCCCAGUGCCACGAUAUUAUCGAUAGGCUCUUUACGUCGUGCCACAGCACCAUCGCCAUGCUCACUGCUCUCGAGACUGGCUUUGACAAGGAGGGCAUCAUCUGCUUCCCCAUCUUCAUGCUGUUCUCGUCCUUCACUGCCAGUGCCACCGUUGCGUACCUGUCUCUCAAAGGCCUGACUCCUCCUAACGCGGUCGAGACUGCCGGGCAUAUUGUGCGCGACGGUCUCCACUUCAUGCAGGAUGGCGUUGACACCUGGCCUCUGAUCAGCUCCUGGCUGCGUCACCUUGCCGUUAUGCAUAGAGUGCUCGGCAACGAUGCUGUCGCUGGUAGCCCCAGUGUUGCAGGCACCUCUGUCCCUCCUACCAGCGCCCCGCCCGCCGACCAGGCCUCUGUUAAGGACGAAGCCGCCUCGAACCCAGACACCAACCCCGACGCAAUGGACUACGACCAGACCUCCAACUCCAACGCCGGCACUGGUGCCCCCGUCCCCCCGGCUCCUGCCAAUAACCACACUGCCUCUGUGAGCGAGAGUGGCCGAGAGAGCGGCCGCGACAGUGAGCCUCCUGCGCCUCUGCCGCGUCGCCCCGGUGUCACUACUAUCAACGGUGGUUCCGGCGGUGUUGGUACCCCGGCUUCCGUCAGCCCUCCUCCUCCCCAGCCGGCCGAGAUCAAGCAGUCUACCGAGAUGCUUCCUCAACCUCCCAUUGGCAACGGCGUGGCGUCUGCCGAACCUGCUGCUCCUGUGCCCCAGGACAUGACGGCUAGCGAACUCUGCUCCGCAUUCGAGCGCCAGCUACUCGAGCUUGACGACCUCGCUGCCUUCAUGGGUGGCGGAGUUUGA